CGAAGGGUUUAAACGAGUUCGAGGCGUCAGCUUUUCGACUCUUUGCGGUGGAUAAUACUAAAUUACGCGAUCUUCACGAAAGACCGAGCAUUUGCCUUGCCUUUCAAGGUAGGUUGAAUGGAUUAAUUUGUGCAACUGAUUUGCAACUGAUUUGCAACUGAUUUGCCGAUAGUCAUCUAACAGUACAUUACAGCGACAAGGAAGACGUCGAUUUAAAAAUGAAUAUAUAUUUUCAUUUGAAAUUUCGCGAAUGACUGGAUGUGCUCACCAUCUUUUAUGGCGACGCAAGUCAGCAUGACGUAUGAGAGCGGCGUGGAAAGUUAAAAAUUUGCCGUUGACGUUUCUUUUCUCGGAACACGCAGACUUUGAUGAUUUCACGUUGUUAUCUGCGACUUAAAGCAAACGACGACGACAGCGAGGACGUGGCAAAACAAAAGAUCUAAUAGGCAGAACGAUUGCUCAGCUCGUGCGUUUUAAAGCUUUGUACAUUUCUCAGGCUUGCUCUGCAAAACAACUUGAACGUGAAAUCACCAAAAUUUGCAUGGUCUGCGAAAGGAAAAGGGGAACGAUAAAUUAUGUUAAUUUCCAUUUGCAACUCAAAGCUGCCAACAUAUUUUGUGCUGAAGUUAUGGAGUGGCUUUGUAAACAGUAAACACAUCCAGCCAUUUCCGAAAUUCUAACUAAAAAUAGAAAUUUCUUUUUAAUCGACGUCUUCCCUGGCGUAGCUCCCUGACUGCUUAAGGUCUCUAUUUUGCAGAGGCCGGAUAAGAAAUAAAACAGUUUAAAAGGGAAGCGCUGAGCUAAUGUUCUGCCCAAAUAAACCUUUCAUAGUUGUUUUGCCACGGCCAAGUCAUCGUUUUCGUCGCCGUCGCGGUCUUUUUUUUUUAGUUUUAAUUUCAAUUUUUAACUUAUUAUAUUUCUGAUACAAAAUACAGACAUAAUAAAAGUUAUUACAAAGAAACAAGGAGGUUUGACCAACAACAGCCGCGCAGUAGCUGCAGUGAGCAUUUUCACCAAAAUUAUCUUUAUAAAAAAAAGUGUCUUUCGAUGCCGUCCCAUGCUUUCCCAUGCCGUCUGUCGUGUAUUCGUGGUAUCUUUCGAUACGUCGACAAAAUCCGGUGUACAUUUGUUCAGGUCUUCGCUAGUUGUCGCCGUUACGAAUUAAACAUCACUGGUCAAAAUAGUAGCUUUAUCUUUGUGCGCGAAACGAUCCACGAUUGAAGAAGUUCGAGCCGAUUUUGCUGGCAAAAGUCGAGUAAUAUAUUAUGACCGAUAUCGAUAGCAAGAUCUACUCUCGCUCGACAUUAAGAAGACAUAGUUUUUAACGGGGUUUAGACAGUUUUAAGCUAAUUCCGAAACAUUUUUUUGAAGGAAUCUUUGUUGGAUAAUUUGUUGUAAGAUGUUUCUUCUUUUUCCAAGAAUCCUCGCGUCCUCGAUUUUUUCAAGAAUCCUCGCUUCCUAUUCUCUAUACCAGCUUUGUUUGAUUAAAGACUGACAGAUAAGUUUGCCGACAAAAGGUAACAGAUCACUAAAAUACUUUCAAAUAAAUUAAAGUUAGUUAUGUUUCCUGUAGCGAUCCUUUCGACUGAGAAAUAAUUCGCUCUUUCUUCGCAGGUGCACCGUAAGUAUCUCUUAAAGAAAUUUGUAAAACCUUGAGAUUCUGCGGCAAAUUAUCCAACUUUUUUAGACAACCGUGGUACUGUCUACAAUUAAAUGUAAGUAGAAACGAUCCCACGACUGACAUUUCGUUUGGUUUCGUUUCGAUUCGAUUUCGUUUCGAUUUCGUUUCGUUUUGUUUGACAUCGUUUCGUUUCGUUUCGUAAGCGCGAUGCCAAUCGAACAACGUCCUCUCCUUACUCUACUCCAAAUAUCGUCUAAAAUCUUUUUCUAUAUCCUUAAAGCAAAGUAUGUAUUUGAAUGCGGACACUGAAUUGUAAAUUAGCCGGCUAACGUAAGCUGACGGAUAACCAAAGUAUUGACCAACAUUUAACAUCUUACGGUCACAAAAAUAGCCCGUUUGUAUAAUUUGAAAGAAGAACUAAGCGCACCUUUAAGUAAACUAAAUAGAGAACAAAACACAGAGCACUCAAAGUAUUUGAAAGAAAAACUAAGCGCUCCCUAAAGUAAAUUAAAUAGAAAAUAAAACACAAGGCACUUAGAGUAUUGACCACCGAAUUUGAUCAAUAUUUUUAGAUGGAAGGUUUGAAUGCCUGAACUGAUCGAUAUAUUAAUAUGUCAGUACUACAGCAAAUCGACUGAGGAGAAUUAAGCGCAAGCACAGUUAAGAUUUAUCAAAAAUUUUCUCGGCGAAGUAAAUUUUCUUGCAUUCUACUCUUCUGCCACGUAGCACAUAACCAGUAGUCGGGCGACUGAUCCCGCAUGGAAAUAAAACACCUGAAGAUCAGAGUAUUAGCAGCCGAAUUUUGAUUUCUCGUCGUAAUCAAAAACUACCUACUUACGUCUUCAUAGAUGACUCAAAACUGUUUCAACAAAUCAACUCUUUAAAGGCUGCAACACGAAUGAAGCACGUGUGAGCAAGAUCACUUAAUGAUCCAAUUGAUGCCAGAUGCUCUUCGAAAAGCAUUUAUGUUGACGUCAUAAUCUUUUGAUUGAGAAAAACAAACAGCAGAUUAUUAUUUUGACAAUGCUUACUAAAUAUUUCUUAAUAAUUUUCUAUCCGCAAUGGUUUGGUCAAUUUACACAUGUUUUAUUUUCUUCCUCUUAUAUUAAUAAAAAUUAUUUUUUUCAAAGUUUGUUAUCAAGAAUGGCACAGGAAGGGACCUCAGAGAAAAGUUCUGAUGCCUCGGCAACUGAAGUUUGUCAGAUUAUAUUUGGUGCAAAAAAACUUGGAGUAUCAGAUCGAAGAAUUUGUCAGUUCCGGUGGCCAGACAGUUAAUAUCCUCCUGAGUGGCAAGACAGGAGUUGGCAAGUCUUAUUUGACAAAUGCGCUCAUUGGAGAAAACGUUGCAGCAGAAGGAUAUGACAUCGACCCACAAACUGAUGACGUAAGCUACUUUGAUAUCGACAAUUACUUCACCUUUUAAACUAUUAUGAGGUGCUUUCAUUAACGGGUUACUGUGCAUUACUUGUGGAUAGGAAAAGGGAUAAUAUCUCGCGUCCAUGCAUGUCUAGAAUCCAUCUGUUCCCUUUUUUUCUUCCGGAAAUUCUCAUCUUUAAUACUUGAAAUACUCUACAGGUAUUAGGUACAAAAUUACUCUAAGGAUAAGAAAAUACUUCUUUUCAACGUCUUUUAGACGGACAGGGCUUUAUAUGAAUAAAACGUUUUCAUGCAUUUUUCUCGCGUAACUGAGGUAACAUACCAAGCCAUAUCAUAAUGAAAUCUCUGUUAGAGUUAGAAGUAGUAAUCAUUUCCUGUUUUAUGUCCCUCAGGUAACUGCUUAUGAAGUUGUCAAAAACGGCGUAACUAUCACAGUGUUCGACACUCCAGGACUUGCAGACGCAACCGGCAAUGAUGAAGAAUAUCUGCGGAAAAUCAAGGAGAGAGUGACCCACUUCGACUUGUUUCUCUUCUGCACUGAGAUGACCAGUAAGCGAUUCCGCACCGACGACUUGGAAACGAUAAAGAAGCUUACAGAAGCCUUGGGGAGAAACUUUGGGAACAUGCUCUUGUGGUUUUAACCUUUGCCAACGAAGUCCCACUAUCGCCAACCAAGAAGACAGAUGACGUACCUGAAGCAACCGCUUUCAAUGACCGCGUUUUAGCUUUCAAGAAAGCGAUAAACAAACAUUUGGUUGCUAUCGGAGUACCUGAUAUUACAGCGGCUAAUGUGCCAUUUACGCCAGCCGGAGAGUUGGAUGAUCCAAGACUUCCAGAUAGAGAAGACUGGUUAACAGCAUUUUGGAUCUCAGCUUUCAAACGUAUCAACAAGAACGCAAAAGCUGCUUUCCUGAUGGUAACUGUUGAUCGUAUUUCAUUUUCUUCCACCCUUAGUGACGGAAACGAAGAAAUCAAAGUAAGGAAAGAUGGCAACGUUGUCAGUCUUGGCCAGUUCGGUAAUUUAUCCACCGAAGACAGGAAUGCAAUCACAGAGCUCAAAAAAAAAUUGAAAGAGAGCGACUUUGACGAAAAAUUGAACCGUUGUUUCCAGAAAGGCGGGACGUCCGACGAGCCUGGCCAAGAUGCAAAGGUGUCAGGUCCCUCCAUCAAGGUGAAUGAAACGUACUCUGAAGAAAUCAUUAGGGAUGUGUUUGGCGGUGUAUCAGGGCAACUCAUCGGUGAGCUGACCGGUGCUAAAUCUGGUAAAAAGUACCAAACAUUCUUCGGCUGGCUAACGAAGUAUUUUAAGAAGUCUUACCCAACUUCCCGACCCACUUAAGCUAGACCAGAAGGCAUGAAGAAAUGAUCACAAGGUGGCCAAAAGAGUGAAAAGAGAGAAACUACUUGACAUUAAAAAUAUCAAUCGGUUACACUUUGAACAUAUAAUCUAUUAACGGAAAUGAACUCUGUAUACUUAAAAGGUUCAUGCCACGUUUCUGAAAUAGAAUAUUCCAUAGAAAAAAGGUUCAGAUAGAUUGCAAAUAGCUCCAAGUGUUUUUUUUUACAAGAUAAGACGAGUUUCAAGCAUCUGCAGAUAAAGUUGCUGAGUGAUGAGUUCAGGUAGAUUGCAUGUUAUAUGUGGGCUUGUUAGAGAUCCAAGCGUUUUUUUUUUGUUACAAGAUAAGAUAAGUUUCAAGCAUCUGCAGAUUAAGUUUCUGAGUAAAAUGAAACUAUUUAGCUCUAUUUAAUACAGA
Molecule: messenger RNA, 4752 nt
Organism: Pocillopora meandrina
Lineage: Eukaryota; Metazoa; Cnidaria; Anthozoa; Scleractinia; Pocilloporidae
Source: the annotation of a GenBank genome assembly